Gryllus bimaculatus (two-spotted cricket) is the source of this 234-nucleotide messenger RNA. The record is from the annotation of a GenBank genome assembly. Lineage: Eukaryota; Metazoa; Arthropoda; Insecta; Orthoptera; Gryllidae.
GAGGCAGUACUGCGUCUGGUGGAGGUGAACGGUGCGGGAGGCGGCGGAGGCGGGCGGCUCAAGGACCCCGCUUUCGACUAUUACUGUUCCGCCAACGACCACUGGACCACCGAAGAAAUCGAUGUGUUCCACCAGGGGCUGCAUAUGUACGAAAAAGACUUCUACACCAUCGCGCAGGAGAUCGGCACCAAAUCGACGAAGCAAUGCGUGCGCUUCUACUACAUGUGGAAGCAA